UUUUUUAGUUUUGUAAAAAUAUCUUUAAAUAUAUAAAGAUGUAUUUAUUUCCAGCUAUUAAAAACGUCAGCUGGUUAUAUAUCGUUUUUAUCGGCAAUAAUGGAUUAAAAGAAUUAAGCUGGUAUUACAUAAUAGUGUUAUGUAGUAACAACAUAUAAUAAUACAUAUAGUAUUUCAUAUUAAUAUAAAUAUAAUACAUAAUAAUACAUUAAUUUGAGAAAAUGAGAAUAUGAAAACUGAUAUUUUUCUUCAGUUAAAAUUAUUAUUAUAAAACAAUUUUUAAAUUCGUUAUAAAGAAAAUAAAAGUUUACACUCGGGUUAUUUACCUCGAUGUUUCUUUUCGUAAAUUAUGUUAUAGUUGUUUGAAGAUUACGAUCAUCUUUGUUAUACGAAUUGUUUGAUCCAAACUAUAGAUUUACAUAUCGCAUAUUCCUCGUAUGGAAAAAGAAAAAUUUUUUAAUUUGAAAUUUUUUCCGUCUACUAUUGCAUUUAAUGUGUGUUACAUCAAUAAAUGUUUUCUUGCAAUAAGCAUGCGAAUAUGUACAACUACUGCGCGACAUUCUAUACCUUUUUUAUUAUACCUAUCUCUUUCUCUUUGGCUACCAUUCUUUGCUAUAAUAUUUUUUCGCAGAAAUUUUUUUUUAUGACAUAACAUCCAAUUACUUUUUGUCAUUAUUUCUUCAAAGUUAACGCAUGUACAUUAAGCGUUACAAAGUAUGAAAAAACUUUUGAUACAAUUUUGACGAUAUAUAGGGGGACAAUAUACUUAUUGCCUUGUUAAAAACAGAAGUCCGUAAUUAUUCUUAUGCCUAUAAAGUUUUGUUGCGAAGGCACUACUGUAAGCCACUGCAAGUAGCAUCUUUAAUAUUUAAUGCAUCCUUCGAUGAAGCAGACAGGUCGUUGUACUCACGAGCAUGCGUAAUAAUCAUCUUAUUAUAGGAUGGAACGAAUACGAUAGUCAACAACUUUUCAACAUACUCGCAUUAGCCUUCGAUAUGGACAUAUCGGAAUCUUCAUGUUACAGAGAUUUCGAAUGGGCGAUUGAACUAAACCGUCUGACUUUAAAUUGGAUCGGCUUAUGGCCUAUCACCGAUAAAGUCGGUACGAAAAAAUUCGGAUCUGACAUUCGCAUGGGUUUGAUUUUCAUUAUGAUAACAUUUUUCUUUGUAAUUCCUCUUGUUUGUGCACUUAUGCGAGUUUGGGGCGAUAUGGUACUAAUGAUAGACAAUUUACGAGUUACAUUACCUAUAUUAUCGGUUUUACUAAAAUUUGUCAUCAUGCGAUGGAAACAAUCAAUUGUUUUAUCGAUCAUAAGCAUGGUUAGAGAAGAUUGGAUGACAUUGAAGUUAGAUGCAGAAAGAGAUGUAAUGAUAAAGCGUAUGAAGACCGCUCGACUGAUUGUAAUUUGUGCAUACGUUCUAAUGGUAUUUGCGUUAAUUAUGGUUACUAUUUUUCCUUAUUUUGGUCUACCGUUCAGACAUCUAACAAAUCUCACGGAUCGAGAUAAACCGUUACCGUUCCAGACAUAUUAUUUCUACGACACAGAUAAAAAUCCGCAGUUCCAGUUAACAUAUCUUACUCAAGUCAUAACGGUGUUUCUGGCCACGAUAAUUUAUAUGUCAGUAGAUUCUUUUUUUGGAGUCGUGAUUCUUCAUAUCUGCGGGCAAUUAGAAAACUUCAGAUGCCGGUUAGUCAAUUUGGUCGUCGGCAAAGAGUUUAACAAAUCUUUGAGAAACAACGUAGUGACUCAUUUACGACUUAUCAGAUAUGUCAAUAACGCUGAAGAUAUAUUCACUUUAAUGAUGCUUGGAUCGAUAAUAUAUUUUAGCAUUAUAUUUUGUCUAUGUGGAUUUGCGUUGCUUGUUGUGAUUAAUAAUGAGAAUAUAAAUGGCGCGAGUUUCUCACGAAUAUACUACAUGAUAUCAGCUAUUAUUACUUAUUUUAUGCAAAUGUUUUUCUAUUGUUAUGCUGGAGAGCUAAUAACAGAACAAUGGGAAGCAGUAUACCAUGCUGUGUACGAUCGUGAAUGGUACAAAUGGGAGUCAAAAAAAGCGAAAAAUCUUAUUCUAUUAAUGGUACGAGUUCAACAACCUUUCGGUAUCACUGCAGGAAAGAUUGUUCCAUUAACGAUGACCACUUUUUGCAGCCUAUUAAAAACGUCAGCUGGUUAUAUAUCGUUUUUAUCGGCAAUAAUGGAUUAA
Molecule: messenger RNA, 2201 nt
Organism: Formica exsecta
Lineage: Eukaryota; Metazoa; Arthropoda; Insecta; Hymenoptera; Formicidae
Product: odorant receptor 43a-like
Exons: 7
Coding region: 915-2201 (428 amino acids)
Biological process (GO): detection of chemical stimulus involved in sensory perception of smell; sensory perception of smell
Cellular component (GO): plasma membrane
Molecular function (GO): olfactory receptor activity; odorant binding
Source: RefSeq, a predicted model, not a curated record